Messenger RNA from Neurospora hispaniola, 1414 nucleotides. Its product is annotated as 3-hydroxyacyl-CoA dehydrogenase. Gene Ontology annotation, biological process: fatty acid metabolic process. Gene Ontology annotation, molecular function: oxidoreductase activity, acting on the CH-OH group of donors, NAD or NADP as acceptor; NAD+ binding. The record is from RefSeq and is a predicted model, not a curated record. The transcript has 2 exons. The coding region runs from base 368 to 1318 and encodes 316 amino acids. NCBI's taxonomy places the organism in Eukaryota, Fungi, Ascomycota, Sordariomycetes, Sordariales, Sordariaceae.
AUCAACGACAGCCGAGGAUCUCGAGCUGGCGAAUCAUGCCCGCAAUUGCCCCCCUGAACGACAUACCUCUAGCGUACUCCAUACGCGCUAAAACCGACCCCAUUUUCCCCGCCUGAGAAAAGGCUAGAGCCGCCCGUAGCUCCUGUACGGCAGUACCCCCGUGGCCCGGGUCGGGCUUGUGACGUCGAGUUGGAGACGGGGACGGCCGAGGUUAACCGAAUCCGACAACUUCACAUCGUCGCAUUCGCGUUUUCUAGAGGUGGUUGCCUACCUAGGUGUAGUCUUCCCAUUUUUCUGUCCCUUUCCUUUCAGUCUCUCUCAGUCACAGUGUCUGCUUUGUUUACUUUCGCCGUGACGAUCUCGCAAAAUGCUUGCUAGAACCCUCGUCCAGAAGCUCCCCGUUGGCGCUCGCGCCUUCAGCUCGACAUGCGCCCGCAACGCUGCCGAGGUCAAGAGGCUCGGUGUCGUUGGCGCCGGCCAGAUGGGCCUGGGCAUCGCCCUCGUCGCCGCCACCAAGGCCAGAGUCCCCGUCACCCUUGUGGAUGCCUCUGAAACGUCUCUGGACAAGGGCCUCGCAUUCGCCGACAAGCUCCUCAGCAAGGACGUGGCCAAGCAACGCAUCACUCAGGACGAGGCGGACGCCGCCCGCGCGCUCCUCCAGCCCACCACCAUCCUCGAGGACCUGGACAGCGUCGAUUUUGUCAUCGAAGCCGUGCCCGAGAUCCCCUCGCUCAAGUUCGACAUCUUCUCCAAGCUGGCCGAGAUCUGCCCCAAGCACGCCAUCCUAGCCACUAACACCUCCUCCAUCUCCAUCACGCGCAUCGCCGCCUCAACCACCAAGGACCCCAACGACACCUCCAACAGCUCGCGCGUCGUGUCCACGCACUUCAUGAACCCGGUGCCCGUUCAGAAGGGCGUCGAGAUCAUCAGCGGCCUGCAGACCAGUCAGGAGACGCUUGACACGGCCGUCGAGUUUUGCAAGAAGCUGGGAAAGAUCCCUUCCAUCUCCAAGGACAGCCCGGGAUUCUUGGCUAACCGCAUCUUGAUGCCUUACAUCAACGAGGCCAUUAUCUGCCUUGAGACUGGCGUUGGCGACCGCGACUCUAUCGAUGCUAUUAUGAAGAACGGCACCAACGUGCCUAUGGGCCCCCUCCAGCUGGCUGACUUCAUCGGUCUCGAUACCUGUUUGGCUAUCAUGAAGGUACUGUACGAGGAGACGAGCGAUUCCAAGUACAGACCGAGCGUACACUUGCGCAACAUGGUCGAUGCUGGCUGGUUGGGCAAGAAGAGUGGCAAGGGCUUCUAUGACUACCAAUAGAUGUCUGACGAGAAUAUGCAAAGGGAGAGUUUGUUAGCGAGGAAAGGGCGACAUAAAUUGAAGAGCGGCGGGCUCAUAUUAUGACAGCUUCGAUGG